AUGGUCACCAGGUCGUCCUGUGUCACCUUGGGUCGUCCUGGGUCGUCCUGGGUCGUCCUGGGUCACCCUGGGUCGUCCUGGGUCGUCCUGGGUCGUCCUGGGUCACCCUGGGUUGUCCUGGGUCACCCUUGGUCAUCCUGGGUCACCCUGGGUCGUCCUGGGUCACCCUGGGUCACCCUGGGUCGUCCUGAGUCACCCUGGGUAACCCUGGGUCACGUUGGGUUGUCCUGGGUUGUCCUGGGUCGUCCUGGGUCACCCUGGGUCGUCCUGGGUCACCUUGGGUCGUCCUGGGUCGUCCAGGGUCACCCUGGGUCGUCCUGGGUCACCCUGGGUUGUCCUGCGUCACCUUGGGUCGUCCUGGGUCACCUUGGGUCACCCUGGGUCGUCCUGGGUCACCCUUGGUCAUCCUGGGUCACCCUGGGUCGUCCUGGGUCACCCUGGGUCGUCCUGGGUCACCCUGGGUCGUCCUGGGUCACCUUGGGUUGUCCUGGGUCGUCUUGGGUCACCCUGGGUUGUCCUGGGUCACCUUGGGUCGUCCUGGGUCGUCCUGGGUCACCCUGGGUCACCCUGGGUCGUCCUGGGUCAACUUGGGUCACCCUGGGUCGUCCUGGGUCACCCUUGGUCAUCCUGGGUCACCCUGGGUCACCUUGGGUCGUCCUGGGUCACCUUGGGUCACCCUGGGUCGUCCUGGGUCACCCUUGGUCAUCCUGGGUCACCCUGGGUCACCCUGGGUCGUCCUGGGUCACCCUGGGUCAUCCUGGAUCAUCCUGGGUCACCCUGGGUAACCCUGGGUCGUCCUUGGUCACCCUGGGUCGUCCUGGGUCACCCUGGGUCACCCUGGGUCGUCCUGGGUCACCUUGGGUCGUCCUGGGUCGUCCUGGGUCACCCUGGGUUGUCCUGGGUCGUCCUGGGUCGUCCUGGGUCACCCUGGGUCGUCCUGGGUCACCUUGGGUCGUCCUGGGUCACCUUGGGUCACCCUGGGUCGUCCUGGGUCACCCUUGGUCAUCCUGGGUCACCCUGGGUUGUCCUGGGUCACCGUGGGUCACCCUGGGUCGUCCUGGGUCACCUUGGGUCGUCCUGGGUCAUCCUGGGUCACCCUGGGUCGUCUUGGGCCACCUUGGGUUGUCCUGGGUCACCUUGGGUCGUCCUGGGUCACCCUGGGUCGUCCUGGGUCACCCUGGGUCGUCCUGGGUCACCUUGGGUCGUCCUGGGUCACCUUCGGUCACCCUGGGUCGUCCUGGGUCACCCUUGGUCAUCCUGGGUCACCCUGGGUUGUCCUGGGUCACCGUGGGUCACCCUGGGUCAUCCUGGGUCGUCCUGGGUCACCUUGGGUUGUCCUGGGUCAUCCUGGGUCACCCUGGGUCGUCUUGGGCCACCUUGGGUCGUCCUGGGCCACCUUGGGUCGUCCUGGGUCACCUUGGGUCGUCCUGGGUUGUCCUGGGUCGUCCUGGGUCACCCUGGGUCGUCCUGGGUCACCUUGGGUCGUCCUGGGUCACCUUGGGUCACCCUGGGUCGUCCUGGGUCACCCUUGGUCAUCCUGGGUCAUCCUGGGUCGUCCUGGGUCAUCCUGGGUCGUCCUGGGUCACCCUGGGUCGUCUUGGGCCACCUUGGGUUGUCCUGGGUCACCUUGGGUCGUCCUGGGUCACCCUGGGUCGUCCUGGGUCACCCUGGGUCGUCCUGGGUCACCUUCGGUCACCCUGGGUCGUCCUGGGUCACCCUUGGUCAUCCUGGGUCACCCUGGGUUGUCCUGGGUCACCGUGGGUCACCCUGGGUCACCCUGGGUCAUCCUGGGUCGUCCUGGGUCACCUUGGGUUGUCCUGGGUCAUCCUGGGUCACCCUGGGUCGUCUUGGGCCACCUUGGGUCGUCCUGGGCCACCUUGGGUCGUCCUGGGUUGUCCUGGGUCGUCCUGGGUCACCCUGGGUCGUCCUGGGUCACCUUGGGUCGUCCUGGGUCACCUUGGGUCACCCUGGGUCGUCCUGGGUCACCCUUGGUCAUCCUGGGUCAUCCUGGGUCGUCCUGGGUCAUCCUGGGUCGUCCUGGGUCACCCUUGGUCAUCCUGGGUCAUCCUGGGUCGUCCUGGGUCAUCCUGGGUCGCCCCCCCCACUCAGCUGCCCAAACACUCAUCCAUGCUGUCAUCACUUUCAGACUUGAUUAUUCCAUGA
Messenger RNA from Sphaeramia orbicularis (orbiculate cardinalfish), 2163 nucleotides. RefSeq names its product collagen alpha-5(IV) chain-like. NCBI's taxonomy places the organism in Eukaryota, Metazoa, Chordata, Actinopteri, Kurtiformes, Apogonidae. The coding region runs from base 1 to 2163 and encodes 720 amino acids. The transcript has a single exon. The record is from RefSeq and is a predicted model, not a curated record.